Molecule: messenger RNA, 657 nt
Organism: Pieris macdunnoughi
Lineage: Eukaryota; Metazoa; Arthropoda; Insecta; Lepidoptera; Pieridae
Source: the annotation of a GenBank genome assembly
AUGACAAGCUAUAAAGCUGAAGAAACCGAUUGGCGGACAGGCAAAUCACCAAACAUCCCCUCAGAUGGUUCAUACAAAAUUCUAAACAGAUUUGUGAAGCCAUUCAUUAAUAGGCGAGUAAUGGACAGCAGUAUUGUUUUCCCAGAUUUAACAUCAAGGUCUGGGAUAGACAUAUUCUCUCAAAUCUCCGAUGAUUGUAAAACUCUGGGCAUUUGUGAAGAUAUUCCAAACUAUCCGGCGGAUAUAAUUUCAAGUGCAAUUCAACAGAUUGAAAGUGAAAACAAAUUAAAGUUUAACAAAGAUGUACUGGAGCCGCCUCAACUCGCUGAGAGAAUAGGACCGGAAGAAGAAACUAUAGAUCUAUGUUCCUCUAUGGAAAGGAUAUUUGUACCCAAAGUGGCUCAAGAUAUCAACAAGGACUGGUUCCUGAUAGUUAACGACAAGCAAAAACCGCGACAAACGUUUCGAGUAGAAAUAUGCAGAGGAGGAGAAAACGCCACCUGCUCUUCUAUAGCUUUCUUCCAGAAGGGCUACAGAGGGUCAUGCGUACAGAAAUAUGUUCUACGUAACAUGAUUGCGCUGAACGACAAAAAUGAAAUCAUUGAGAGACCGUUCCAAGUUCCCAGUUGUUGCUCGUGUGUCGCUAAGGCGGUUUGA